This is a messenger RNA of Exserohilum turcica Et28A, 959 nucleotides long. RefSeq lists its product as uncharacterized. The transcript has 3 exons. The record is from RefSeq and is a predicted model, not a curated record. Bases 117 to 920 code for a protein of 267 amino acids. Lineage: Eukaryota; Fungi; Ascomycota; Dothideomycetes; Pleosporales; Pleosporaceae.
CCAUCGCCUCACCACUCAGAUAUACGCUGCGCGCCUCUGUGCAUAGGCGCAAACCGCAAUUCGCUUCCAGAUCACAUUUUCACACGUCGAAACCGCUACUUAGCAUAGCACCAGACAUGGCCGACGAUCAACCCAAGGGACUGAUUGCGAACAAGGGCAUUGAGUUGCUCACUUGGGGCACGCCCAAUGGCUGGAAGGCUAGCAUCCUGCUCGAGGAGCUCAAGGAGGCAUAUGGCAAAGAAUACACGUGGCAGGGCAUCAACAUUGGCAAGAACACACAGAAGGAGCCCUGGUUUACCAAGCUGGGACCCAAUGGGCGGAUUCCCGUGAUUGUGGACCACGACCAGGGUGGUUUUGCUGUGCAAGAGGGGCUUGCUAUCCUCACAUAUCUAACGCGUCACUACGACCCUGAGCACAAAUUCAGCUUCUCGGAUCCGCUCGAUGUCUCACGUGCAGAGCAAUGGAUGGCUUGGCAACACGGCGGCCUGGGGCCGAUGCAAGGGCAGGCCAACCACUUCAACCGCUUCGCCAAAGAGCGUAUUCCAUAUGGUAUGCAGCGCUACACUGGCGAGACAGAGCGCCUGGUGGGCAUCCUAGACUCGCAUCUGGCUAGCAAAGACUAUCUGGUGGGCAAUAAGUUUAGCAUUGCCGACAUUGCGAGCUUUGGGUGGUGUCACAUGUUGAGCUUCACAGGCGUCGACCUGGACGCUUUCCCCAACUUGAAGAAGUGGUGGGAGAGAAUACUCGCUCGCCCUGCGGUGCAGAAAGGACUUGCAAUUCCCAGCAAGAGCGGGUUCGGAAACGAUGCCUAUCUACAGAGACUGAAGGACGACAAGGAGUUUGCGGAGAAGGAGCAGGAGGUGAUGGGGCAGAUCAAGGCUGCCAAAGAGCAGUAUGGGUACAAGUACUCUAGCCCUUGAGAGUUGUAGCUGGCUACUUGAGCAACAGACAUGGUGAUU